Cryptococcus amylolentus CBS 6039 is the source of this 3216-nucleotide messenger RNA. RefSeq lists its product as hypothetical. The record is from RefSeq and is a predicted model, not a curated record. Lineage: Eukaryota; Fungi; Basidiomycota; Tremellomycetes; Tremellales; Cryptococcaceae. The transcript has 3 exons. Bases 1 to 3216 code for a protein of 1071 amino acids.
AUGUCUACUGCGGUGCACGAAAGCGCUGUUGACUUGGACAAGAGAGCUCAGAAGCUCGCGUCGGCGAGAAAGAAGCUGCACACAUACCGUGCCUCUCGGUCUUCUGCAGACAGCCACCCAUCACAUACUCGUCAACCGUCCCCGCACAAGAUGCCUCUCACUACAGAGGCCAGCACCAACACCCCUGCCAUGCCCCAACACAAACGUGAAGGCUCCAAGGGGCAGGAAAAGGACUUUGAGGAGCCUAAAAUGCUCAAGGCUCGGCACCGGCGGUCUGACAGUCAGGCACACAGACGACAACGGUCUUCGAUCAGCUUGUCCACCAGUGGCCAAGGGUUGUCGAGGCCCUCCGUCAUGGGAGUGUUUGAGAGCCCAAAGGAGCAGGAGGGACCGUCUUCGUUGAUAUCUGAGGAAGGCCAGGGAGGCCAUGACUUUGGAUACGAGGAGGCCGCCGCUCGCCUCUCGUCAUUCUCCUUUGGAUCUAAACCCAUGCCUGCCCGUGGGGGGUCGUUUCCACCCAAACGUCGGUCCCACAGCCGCCAACCCUCCGCACCCCUCUUUGACAUGGCUGCCGCCCCUCUCCCCUCUCCGACAUCUCCAAAUCGCCUGUCCACCCCAUCCUCCCGUCCUCCGAGUGUAUUGCUCACCCGACCUACCCCAGGCCUUUUGCCUUCUCCCAAUUCUUUAGCUGGACCGAGCCGCGUUGGUUCUCCAUCUUCCCCGCCUACUCCCGUGAGGAGAAGGCAACACUCGCACACCCGCUCCAACUCGAUCUCCCUGCCCAAUCUCAAACUUCAAAAUGCCCAAGUUCGCCCAACCUCUCUUGGUGUUCCCAUAUCACCUGGCUUCUCGCCCCUUACAUCGCCAGUGUCGCCCAACGGAGACAUUCCUGGCAGACCGUCGAGAGUAGGCCCUCUCAAUGGGCAGAGACUCAAGUUUGAGCCUUCCGGACGUGGAGCAGAGGCCGAAAAGGAGAGAGAAGAGUCGAGGAAGCAAGCUCUGGAAAAGCUCACGGGUGCGCCUCUGGAGAUAUCGAGAUCUAGAUCACCUGUGGUUGAAAGCCCGGUAAACGAGAUCUCUUUGCCUGAUUUGGAUGAUGAAGAUGUCGAAUCGGUAGCGUCUUCCGCCCGACCUCUUUCCGGUCUUGGAGGCUCAGGCUCCUUUUCGUGGAGCACGCAGUCUUCGUUGUCUCUGCCCCUGUCGGCUGGAUCGUCAAUGUCAUCUCCUCUGGCAGCGAGUCCAUUCUCGUGGGCUUCUCCUACAGACGAGAGGGCGUUUAGUGACAGACCACUUUCUGGCAUCGGCUUUGGCCUCACUUCUUCGCUCCCGGCACCUGUUCCCAUCAAAGAAGAGUCUCUUCCGUCUUUCGGCGAUUUCAUGAGCAAGCAAGGCAAGCGGCCAAGUAUGAAUCGUCAGCUGAGCGCUUUGCAAGAAGUCGACGAAUCGGAAGAAGACGAGGACACGGAGCUGGAAGACGUCAAGGAAGAAGAGGAAGAGGAGGCCCAGCAUUCAUUUUGGCCCUCCAUCAUCGUCCCCACCUUGCCCACCAUCCACGCCCAGCCGGCGCCAGUCCCCGCGUCGGUAGUAUCUCCAACUGGCCUGCGCCAAUUGCGCCUGGUCUCGAGUGUUGCUUCGUCGCGCGAAGCUUCCUCGCCCGCAGACUCUCAUCGCUCAUUUCCAAUCGCUCAUGCCACGUCGCCGCCUGCUAGCAUCUCGUCAGCUUUGACUCACGGUCCACCUUCGCCUACGAAGAGCUACGGUACCAUUGGCCGAGGACGACCAAAGCCUGUCUCCAUGUUGCAAUCCGAAGCAGAGGACACGCCGAAAAGAACCCUACCGCGAAAGUCGACGCCGGGAUCUGGGAGUCGAGGGAGCUCCAUAUCUUACAAGAAGGACACCUCCAGUUCUACCGGGUCUGCGGAUCUGGGACUGACUAGCCCCCCUGCCGCCAUCCGACCACUGGGAAGUCCUACCAAGAAGACAUGGGGUAGACCUUGUCCCAGACCUCGCGGUCUUGCUGGUGACGUUGGCAGCGGCCGCGUUCUCAAUGAAGUCGACGAGGCUGACGAGGAAUACCCAUUUCCUCGCAUUCCCUCCGGCCCCUCUGCUCCAGCACAGGAUAAGCGUCUCUCCAUCUUCUCCGCCAGUUCCGAGCGCGUUUCUUCUGAACUCUCGCGAGAGUCAUUUGAGCAGUCCCGAGAGCAAGACAGAUGGAGGGAUGUGCAGUUGGAAAUGGAAAGGGAGAAUCAGCAGCUGCGGGAUGAUGUAGAGUUCUGGAAGGGGAAGAGUAUGGGGUUUGAGGAGCGAUAUGAGAGUGAGAGGAGAGAGGGGAUGGUAUUGCGUGAACGUGUGAGGAAAUUGGGCAACCGCCUGUCGAGUAUCUCGUCUCUUCCCACCGAGCGCCAGUCGUUCGAGUCGUCAGCUCAUACCGCCGAGUCUCGCAUGGUCGCAGAAAUGCGCGAGCAGCUCUUCCAGCUCACCGGCAAACUUGAGCAGGAGCGCAAAGCCAAAGAGCUUGCUCUGGCACAGCUCAGAAUGGUCAUGGCCCCAAGAAACGAGAAAGAGGUCGAGACGGAAGACGCGCCUGAAUUGCGCUGCGAUAGGAGUGAAAGCCAGAGAGACAGUACACCUAGUAUUGUCACUCCUGAUCCAGACAGCCGUGCGCCUAUAUUCCCGGCUGUCACCAACCCUGCGCAUGAGCAACUCUCUAUCACAUCUGGCGCCGAGAAACGCCUCACGCCUGACCUCUCCACUCGUUUCAGAGGCUGGGGCUUCCCAUCUGGCCCACAAUCCACGUCCUCAUCCACAGAAGGCACCCAAACGAGCCUGGCGAAGAAGCGAGAAUCCUUCUUCGGCUUAUCCAACCCUCUGCGUCGCGCGAGCAGCGAUGAUGCUCCUGCCUCUCGAUCUGGUGUGGACCUGCCGCCAUUUGACAUUGGUCUUGGCACCGAGCUUGGACCUGAUAUGCAUGGGCAAGCGAAGAGAGUUGUAUCCGACCCUGCAAACCCUUACUCCCUCUCGAUGCCUACUAUUGCGCCUGGUAAGCAGUCCGGAGGGUACGUGGGCUUUGGUUUGCCACAGUACCCUCAGCCGAGCGUGCAGGCGAGGCAUCAUCAGGAGCCCGAGUAUGGGUAUGGCGAAACGACUGGUGUGAAGAAGCCGCUGGAUUUCUCGAGGACGUGUGAAUGUUGCGUGGGGGAAGUUAUCGAAGUCUAG